Molecule: messenger RNA, 4021 nt
Organism: Myzus persicae (green peach aphid)
Lineage: Eukaryota; Metazoa; Arthropoda; Insecta; Hemiptera; Aphididae
Product: kelch-like protein 10
Exons: 7
Coding region: 1879-3819 (646 amino acids)
Molecular function (GO): protein binding
Source: RefSeq, a predicted model, not a curated record
AAUAUUACCUUAUUUUUUAUUUAACAAAAAGAGAAAGAAUAAAAACAUAAUUUUUUCCUAAAAUUACUAUUUUAAAAAUGAUAAGAAAUGUAGGUAAUACAAAACAAUCUAGAUCAAUCUCCUUACAAUUGUAAAUCUUUUUGGAUUUUAUUACAAUAAUUUGAAUAGUAUAGUCGGCACAGACUAUAGAGUAUAGAUUAUAGAAUGCACGCGGUAUACCACUAAUUUAUUGCUAUUCACUAGAAACUAUAUAGAUAUUGCGAUUAUCGGUGUUCUGAGUAAUAAUCAUUUUACCACUGCCUACUGCAGUACUGCACACUUUGAGUUUGCGUGAUUUUGCAAUAUGUGAGUGUGGGCACAUUUAUAUACAACUGUCAACAUUUAUAUUUAACAGUCAAUAUAACCAUGUUAAUAAUUAAUAACUGUAAAUGUUUGACUUUUUUAUGAUCGUAUAUGAAUAAUAUAAAUAUAUAAUAUACAAUCGUUAAUGAUUGCUAUUAUCUAUAACGCGUAUUAUAAUAUAACACGGACAAAUGUUUGAAAAAUGUGUGAUUUAUUAAGAAUUAAUAUUUAAGAAAAUAUCAUAAUAAAAAUGUGUGCCUCUGUGUCAUAAAUAACUUUUCACAUAACACUCGUUCCAAAAUUGUCCAAUUCUUUUCCUCUUCCCGAUUAUAAUUUUAAUGUUACAACUAUCCAUCGAGUUCCUACGGCUUAUGUUAAGUAAAUAAAUGUAGUUUGCUGAAACUGAUAAAAACGUUACACCAAAACAAAACGAUGUAACGACAAAUAAGUAACAAUGGCUAACGAAUGAUAUAGUUGGGUCUAAGUUACUCUUGGUUAACAACCUAAGAGGUAAAAAACUUAAUUCGAUAUUAAAAGGGGUAGUAUUCUACAUAUAUUUAUUAUAUAUGUUUUAGAAUAUAAAAUGUGUUGAUAACGAUUAUUAAUAUCAAAUCAACGUAACAUAACGCACGAGUAUUUAAUAAAAUGCUAAUGUGCAGUGUUGAUUGCAGACUGACCACUGACAGGAAAAUCAACAACAUUGCAUUCGUUUGACAGUGCUGAAACGGAUUAUUCAAAAAUAGGGACAGUGUUCAAUCGGAUUCCACUGAAGAAGCCAACGACACCGAUUGAUUAUUUUAACAUUUUGACAUGUUGCAGUACAUACGUGUUUCUUACUAUGAUACAACAGUAGGUCUAUAUACCUACUAGUAUAUCAUGUACAGACGUAGGUUUGUACACUUAAUCUGAGUUGGGUGUAUGUACUUUCAAUCGGUAUAACAAUACUAUUGUCUCUUACAAUGGUAUAAAUAUGGUUAAGACUGGAGGGAGGGGAACUAGAAACAUCAAUUUUCCCAAUGGCCCUAUUAACAUAAUUUAUUAUACUGAUGAAGUUAAGUUGGAGAAUAUUAGGCGAUUUGCUCCUCCCCAAAUUAAAUCUAUGGUAUCUUUGACGUUGCAGUAAUUAUUUUAGAUAACCAGCUAAGUUUGUCAAAUCAUAAACUACUUAAAUUCCAGUGUCCAAUUAUAUAUUUAUCAUUGACUCCUGUGUAGAUUGUAGACUGUAUAACGUUUACACAAACAAAAAUUCAAUAUACUGCACACAUGUAGAUUGAUAUCUUCUAUAUCUGUUUGAUUAUGUAUUCGUUUCUAUAUUAACUAGAGUGUUUAUACGCAGUGUGAGAAAAAAAAAUUAUAAUUUCCAAACAUCAAUUGCUCACAAAUAUAGCUGACAAACAUAUUAUUUUGAUAUUUAAAUUGUAUAGAUAUACGUACAUCUAGUUAAUAGUUUUUAACCUUUUUAGCAUGAAUAGUAAGUUAAGACGUACAUUAUAUAACAACUGUACAUCGUUUUAAAAAAAAUUAAAAAACAACAUUAUGCACACGGUAGAUGUUGUUAAAAAAAUCGACGGGGAUGAUUCAUACAGACGUCGAUUGACCCGGCAAGUGUCUAUGCACACUCUAAAUGGCUUUAACGAACUCCGGCUGAACGUCAAGCUCUGCGAUGCGUCAUUGAUACUCGAUAACGGAGACACAUUCCCAAUACAUAGAUCGGUGUUGAGUGGUUCAAGCGAUUACUUUAGAAUACUCUUUACUACUACAUUACACGAAGGAGACUACACAAAAAUAAACCUAAAAUCGAUUGAAAGUACUACGAUGGAAUUUAUUUUGCAGUACAUUUAUAUGAGACAAAUUGAUAUAAACUAUGAAAACGUUAUGGAUAUUAUGCGGACAGCUGAUUAUUUGUGCAUAGACGGUUUGGUGCAACUCUGUCAUGAAUUUAUCGUCGAAUGUUUGGGACCUGACAAUUGUGUUUCUGUGCUACAAUUUGCCGACUACUAUUACUUUGGAGCAUUGACAAAUGCGGCGUACAAAUACAUAAUCAAAGAAUUUAUGACCAUUGCGGAACACGGCGACGAGUUAAUGAAACUCCGAAAGGAAGAAUUCAAACUAAUAAUCGAAGAUAAUCAGCUGAAUGUGAAACGGGAAGAGUGUGUUUGGGACGUGUUACUGAAAUGGGUGGACAAGGAUCCCGAAAAUAGGAAAAACGAUUUGUUGUUUCUGCUGCCCAAAGUCCGUUUUGGCCUCAUGGACUCUAAAUAUUUCAUCGAGAACGUCAAGGACCAUCAUUACAUACAAAACCGAGACGAUUGUAGGCCUUACAUAAUCGAGACCUUGAAGUUCAUGUAUGACCUACAGCUGACGUCGAGCAUGACCGAUUCCAUAGCACCGACGCUUGCGCGCCCCAGGUACCCGUUCGAAGUACUGUUCGCCAUCGGUGGAUGGAGCGGUGGCAGUCCGACCUCAAUUAUUGAAACUUACGACACAAAGUCUGAUCGAUGGACGAGGAUAUUCCAAGAGGACACACACGGGCCGAGAGCUUACCAUGGUACCAUCGUCAUGGGACCGUACAUCUACAUAAUUGGAGGCUUCGACGGGUUGGAGUAUUUCAACUCUUGUAGGAAGUUCAACACGGUGACGAAAACGUGGGAGGAAGUAGCGCCGAUGAACUGUAAGAGAUGUUAUGUCAGCGUUGCAUUGUUAAACGGCAUUAUUUACGCAAUGGGUGGAUUCGACGGCCAUCACCGGCUAGGCUCUGCAGAAAAAUAUGACUUCGAACGAAACCAGUGGACGAUGAUAGCACCUAUGACUUCCCAGAGGAGUGACGCCUGUGCAGCCGUGAUGAAUGGCAAAAUUUACAUUACCGGUGGGUUCAACGGACAAGAGUGUAUGAACACGGCCGAGACUUAUAACGUGGAACUGAACGAGUGGGCGCUAAUACCGGCCAUGCAGACCAGACGCAGCGGAGUGUCUUGUAUAACGUAUCACAACUGUCUGUACGUGAUCGGUGGUUUCAACGGGCUGGUGAGAAUGAACAGCAGCGAGAAGUUCGACCCGACCACUAACCACUGGUCGCCGGUGGUGGACAUGUGCAAUCCCCGAAGCAAUUUUGCUGUCGAGGUGCUGGAUGACAUGAUAUUUGUGGCCGGUGGUUUCAACGGAGUGACCACCAUUGCGCAGGUGGAGUGUUACAACGACCGCACGGACGAAUGGUUCGAAGCAAAAAGCAUGCAAGUCUACAGGUCAGCGCUGUCAGCUUGUGUCAUGAAAGAUUUACCAAACGUUGAGUAUUACAUGCCUCUGGACCGGGAUAGACUGGAAGAAGGCCGGAAAAACAUCGUGAGGAACAACCGACCGAACAAUAAUAACAAUGACACAGAACGCGUCGACAACGAAUCUGUCAAUACAGUCGCCACUCAAGUGGACAAUAACCUAGCCACAGAAGAAGACGACGACGUCGUUAUAGUACUCGACUGAUAGAUUGCUAGCAGCAAAAAUGACUGCAAAAUUUUCAAAAUUGUUGUAUGUAAUCGUGCAGGUUGACGAGGUAUCAAAUAUAUUUUAAAACUAUAAUAUUAUGGUUUAUUUAAAUAUUGACCAAUUAAUGAAAAUGCGGACGGUUUCGGUGACAAAUAUAUGUAAGUACCGAACCUAUUUGCCUACACUUAGGUGGCAAUUU